This is a messenger RNA of Fusarium vanettenii 77-13-4, 801 nucleotides long. RefSeq lists its product as uncharacterized. The transcript has a single exon. Bases 98 to 673 code for a protein of 191 amino acids. NCBI's taxonomy places the organism in Eukaryota, Fungi, Ascomycota, Sordariomycetes, Hypocreales, Nectriaceae. The record is from RefSeq and is a predicted model, not a curated record.
CGCCAAUAUUCCCGCUCUGAUCGUCGCCAGAGGAACCGUCUAAGCUCAAUUCGAACCACACAGAUCGUCGAUACCAGAUUCGAUUGACUUGCCCACCAUGUCGCAAGAUCAGGCCCAAACACAGCCCCCGCUGCCCCCACGCAACGAAUUCAUCCACAACUCUGCUAUUGCCGGAGUCAUCAUCGCACCCCUCGCCAUGCUUCUCCCGCCGCGAAAGGUGGAUUUUCGGUUCAUGAUCCUCGCCGGUGCCUUCUCUAUCGCCUCGAACCAGCUCGCAUACGAGUAUACUGGCUCAUCAAUCUACUCCCGCUUUAGCAACCGCAUGGGCUCACUCGUCGGGACCGAUCUGCCUGAGGGUGCGAAGCGAACACAACAGCUCCUCCGAGAGCACCGCGAGAGAGAAGCGGCAGAGAAGCGCAAGGCUGAACAGGCACAAGAAGAUGAGAAAACGGGCGUGGCUAAGAAGCUCAACGACGUGUGGAUGGGAGGUGAGGACAAGGAUUGGCGGGAGAAGCGGGCAGAGGAGCAUCGACAGAAGUUUGAGGAGGGCAAAGGCAUCGGCGAUAUCAUCAUGGAGCAGGUUGCAGACGUCUGGAGCGGCAACUGGGGCAAGAGUGUCAAGAAGCAGGACGGCGAGGCAAGCGACGACGCCUCGCCAACAGAGAAGAAGUGAUGGCAUGGUGAUUCACGAUUUUGAAGAGGGACGGCAUCGAGAGAUGCCCUGUGUACAAAAGCUACCUGUACUAUAUCACGACAAUGAAGUAAAAAUGGGCGACAAAGGCCAGAUUUUGGCAUACGCGA